This is a messenger RNA of Aspergillus fijiensis CBS 313.89, 915 nucleotides long. RefSeq names its product hydroxyisourate hydrolase. Gene Ontology annotation, molecular function: hydroxyisourate hydrolase activity. The transcript has a single exon. Gene Ontology annotation, biological process: purine nucleobase metabolic process. The record is from RefSeq and is a predicted model, not a curated record. Bases 85 to 723 code for a protein of 212 amino acids. NCBI's taxonomy places the organism in Eukaryota, Fungi, Ascomycota, Eurotiomycetes, Eurotiales, Aspergillaceae.
CUCCCUUAUCGCUCACCAUUCCCCUCGAUUCUACAGCCAUACUCCUCAAUCACUCUGCACCUUACUAUUGAGUCGAGACAGUCCAUGGACAACAGCCCACAACCUCACCAGCCGUCAACAGGCCCAAUACCAACCCAUCAAGCCCAACCCACCGAGCGUCUGAACCUCAUCCGCAACCAGCUCAACAACCACACCCAACACUCCUCCUCCCCACCCUCCUCCUCCCAGACCCAAACAAAACCAACAAAUCCAACCCCCAAAUUCCCAACAGCAACAAUGUCCCGCGAUCCGAUUACCUGCCACGUCCUCAACACCCUCACCGGCACGCCCGCCGCCAACCUCCCCGUGACGCUGACGCUCCUCUCCAGCAGCACGGGCAGUGCAGCCACAGAAGAGACCCCCACGUUCCGCGCGAUCACCAACGCCGACGGCCGCGUUGCGAAUUGGGAACCCCUACCCACCACCACGGCCUCGUCGCACCAAGCACAAUCCGUCCCGGCGAUCUUGGCCGCGCUCCCCGCGCCCGACAGCAAGACCAACUGGGCGGUGCGCUUCGAGGUGGGCCCCUGGUAUGAGGCCCAGGGGGUGGAGAGCUUCUGGCCCGAGGUCGAGGUCAAGUUCACCGUCAAGGGGCGGGGCAAGGAGGGCGAGGAAGGGUGGCGCCAUUACCAUGUGCCUGUGUUGUUGGGGCCGUGGAAUUACUCGACGUAUCGGGGGUCUUGAGGGAUGUACAUACGGUACCUGUAUUGGAGGGCUGAUGUGUUGAGGAGAUACUUGGAUGGCAGUUUUGAAGGCUAAAAUAUGACUCGAAUAAUGGUGUUGGUACUGUAGUGUGUCCGUCGGAUAUAGAAUUGGUUUUCAGUGCUGUGAGACAUUAUGAGCAUUAUGCUGUUAGAGAUUGUGUUGUGAUGUGGC